AUGCCUGCAAAGAAGAACAAGAAGCUUCUCGAGCUGGGACUCAAGAAGUUUCUCGACGGUUCUCCCAUAGCCUCGGCCGCUGAAAUUGCGGACGCUGGUCCACGAACUAUCUACCGCGCAAAAGAACGUGUCCGCAAGUACGGCGCAGUGUAUGCGCCUAAGCCUGAGAACGAGGGUCGCCCGCGGGAGCUGGAUCCGCAUAUGAUGGAGUGGCUGUUGAUGCUCCUCGAGGGAAAGCCAGAUAUGUACCUUGAUGAGAUGCGCGAUGAGCUCGAGGACGUCUACGACCGCAAGUUCAGUCUCCCCACAAUCUCACGGCGCCUCAAAGAAGCCAAGUGGUCCAAACCCGUAGCCGUCAAAGAGGCACGGCAGCGGAACUCUGUGGCGCGCGACAACCAUCAGGAGCAGAUGCGCCAGUUCCGCCGUUCGCAGCUGGUUUUUGUGGACGAGAGUGGGGCGAACGAGAAGGUUGGUGACCGUAAGAGGAUCUGGGGCUAUCGUGACUUUCCGCCAAAGCAUUCCAGCAACACCGAGGCCAAUAGCAGUGGUGCUUCUGGCGUGAAUGGGGGACAUCGUGAGCGCGAAUCGCCUCCUACACUAGGGUACCCCAUUUCACCGCCGCGUGAGAAUACUAACCCGGGGCCAUCUAACCAGAGUUUUACCAAAGAGGCCCCGGCAGGACCGGCGCUUACCCAUAAGGAGGGAAGGAGACAUGAGAGAUACUCGAUCCUCCCGGCGUUCACUAUUAAUGGUUUCUUGUGCCAUGACAUAGUGGAAUCAACGCCUGCUCCCCCGUGGGACACCGAAAGCUUUUAUAUCUUCCUGCGAGACACUCUUCUACCUCUAUGCAACCCUUUCCCGGGAGAAAACAGCUGGAGGCUGCGGGGUGCAAACUCAUCUACCUGCCACCGUGCUCACCUGACCUGA
Molecule: messenger RNA, 927 nt
Organism: Morchella sextelata
Lineage: Eukaryota; Fungi; Ascomycota; Pezizomycetes; Pezizales; Morchellaceae
Exons: 4
Coding region: 1-927 (308 amino acids)
Source: RefSeq, a predicted model, not a curated record